Phoenix dactylifera (date palm) is the source of this 2024-nucleotide messenger RNA. Lineage: Eukaryota; Viridiplantae; Streptophyta; Magnoliopsida; Arecales; Arecaceae. The record is from RefSeq and is a predicted model, not a curated record.
UAACGCGGUGAAGUAAAAGGGUGGUUGUCCAAAUUGGACUCCUCUAGGGUUUUCUCUCACCGCACCGCUUCAAAAGCGAAUUCCGUCCCAACCUCUGCCUCUCGUUUUUCCCCUCCUCAUAAAACGAAUCCUCAACUCCUCCGUCCCAAUUCCCUUCUCCUCCGACCUCUUCCCGUCAUCACAUGGCUCUGCGCUUCUCCGGACGAUUCGAUGCCGUCUGCUCUUCCUUGAUACCCAAUUUUUCCUCUAUCGCCUUCGAAUCCCUCCUCUGUAGCUCUAGAUUGUUCCCCGCUUCCUCGUCUCGGAUCCAUCGCGCCAAACCCUGGUUCUGACGUCUCGGAGCUCUCGCCAUGGGAAAGGGUAACCGACGCAAGGUUCGUGCUGAUGAGUUUGACAGCAGUGAUGCUGAUAGCGUGAGUUCUACUUCGACGGCUUUGUCUGAGCUAACGCUGGCUGACGAGACCGAGCACGUGAACUCUCUCGAGUUCGUGCUAGAAAAGUACAUCGAUGCUCUCUACGAAAAGAGGGGAUCUACGAGGGAGACGGCUUUGUCAGGGCUUGUCGAUGCCUUUGAAGGUCACGUGCUCGCUACGUUUGUGGAAAACAAAUGUAUUACUUUAUUGCACCAAUGCAUCAAUUCAGUCAAAAGGGGAUCUACUAAGGAGAAUUGCUUAGCUUCCAGGGCCAUUGGAUUGCUGGCCAUUACUGUUGGUGCUGGAACAAGUGCACAUGAAAUAAUGGAGGAGUCAGUGCCACAACUAUCUCGAGCUCUUAGAUCUGCGUCUGAUGCACUCAAGAUAUCCGUACUGGAUUGCUUAUCCGUCAUCACUUUUGUUGGUGCAAAUGAUUUGGCUGAAACUGAAACAUCUUUGAAAAUCAUGUGGGAAGUGAUUCAUCCAAAAUCAGUCUCCAAUGUUGGGCCUUUGAAAAAGCCUAGUUCUGCUGUAUUAGCAGCAGCCAUAUCUGCAUGGUCAUUUCUUCUGACAACCAUCAGUAGCUGGAGAAUUAAUCCUGAUACUUGGAAGGAGUCAAUUUCAUUCCUGUCUACUCUAUUGGAAGCGGAUAAUCGUUAUGAUCGUUCAGUUCGUAUUGCUGCUGGUGAAGCAAUAGCACUUUUUUUCGAGUUAGGGAUACUGGACAUGUCCUAUAAUGAGGAGAGUGGUAUUGAGAGUUUUGAUGAUGAGGUCUCAAAGCGCCGUACCGUUACAUAUAUGCAAUCAAUGAAGGCAAAAAUAUCAGGUCAAGUUUAUAACCUUUCUAUGGAGGCAGGGGGUAAAGGUGCUGACAAGAAAAAUCUUAAUGAUCAGCGAGAAUUGUUUCAGAAAUUUGGGAUUUUUUCCAGGUACUUUUUUUUUGGUGAGUGUCCUGAAGUGUCGCUGAAAAUUUCAAGUAAACGUAACAUUCUGAGAACUUCAACAUGGGGCCAAUUGGUUCAGUUGAACUUCUUGAAGCAUUACCUUGGAAGAGGUUUUCUCAAGCAUGCACAGGAAAACGAACUUCUUCAUGAUGUUUUUGAAUACAUAGUAGAUAAAACAGAAAGUCUAUCAGCCAAGGAGAAGAAAAUUUCAAGGUCUAUGGAUAAAAAAGGAAGAAAUCAACAGUUGAACAAGGACCGCAGGAUGGCUCAGGCUAGGAAACAGGGGCACUUAAGUGCUCAAGAUGCAUAGAGAUUGCGCGAUUGUUUCAAGCCUAGAAGAGGGCUUCAUUCUGAAGGCUGCCUCUCCUCAGCAUCAAUUUUUGGAAUCCAGUCUACAGUUAAUGCAUGACUGUUGGUUGACUGAUUGAUCUACUUGUAAUAUCUUGAGAUGUUCAUUGGGAAGAAUAAUAUUAUACACUUCAUAUUUGUCGCUGCUUGGCAAUCCUUUCUGUGCCCAUCCCUUCAAUGCAAGAAGUUUAGAGAUGCUAAUAAAUGUUGUUUUUUUUUUUUUUGCCUGUUAACGUGACUGAGCCUGUGAACUGUAUCAAUCUCAUUCCUUUACAAAGGGAUGAGUCAUGGGUAGCUCUGCCUAUGUUCUUAAUGGCAU